UCCUUUCUCUGCAUCUCAUCCCGUGUCCAUAAAAAAAAAACCAAAAUAAAAAAGAAAUCUCUAAAUCUGAUUAAUCACCGUGGCUUCCUCUGGCCAGCAAUCCCUCUCGAGAAGAAAACCCUCUUCAUCAUCUUCAUCAUCACAAUCACGAUCACAGCCGACUGCAACUAGAAUCGUGUACAGAGAAACACUAAUCCCUUUCUGGCAACAAAACUGGUUCAUUGCUCUACUCUUCGUCAUGGCUCUUGCUUUCUUCGGUCUCUCUAUCUUCCUCUUCCUCAAUCUUGAUCUUGACGGCGCUUCCUUCUCCCCUGCCUCCGCCGCCUCUGAUUCCGGUCCCGAGAUUACUUAUGGGAGUGUUGUUAAGCUGAUGCACGAGAGGACGAAGUAUCGACUGCAUUCACAUGAUGUGCCAUAUGGUUCUGGAAGUGGGCAGCAAUCUGUUACUGGGUUUCCUAAUGUUGACGAUGCUAAUAGCUAUUGGAUUGUUAGGCCUCAGCCAGGGACAAAUGCUAAACAAGGUGACUCCAUUAAAACUGGGACAAUUUUCCGUUUGCAACACAUGAAGACUAGGAAGUGGCUGCACAGUCAUUUGCAUGCAUCCCCAAUCUCUGGCAACCUAGAGGUUAGUUGCUUUGGGGGAGAGAAUGAAUCUGAUACCGGAGAUUACUGGAGGCUUAUGAUUGAAGGGAGUGGAAAGACAUGGAAGCAAGACCAAAGGAUUCGUCUUCACCAUGUUGACACCAAUGGCUACUUGCAUAGUCAUGACAAGAGAUACCAACGAAUUGCUGGGGGGCAGCAGGAGGUGUGCGGUGUCCGAGAAAAGCGUGCUGACAAUGUUUGGCUGGCAGCAGAAGGCAUAUACCUCCCUGUUACUGAAAGCAAGUAAACAUGCUUAUGGAUUGGCAUUGCAAAAACAACAACCUGGGUCUUGAUAUCAUUGGUGGCUGGUGCCUGGUUGUUCUUUCAUUAGCUGUAGAUGUUCCAUUAAAUGAGGAUAUAUACGACACCAAAAACUGAUUAAAUAUGCUUUGCAUGAAAGCAUGAAACCUUUUGUAUCUGAAGAAACACUAAUUUAGCUUCUUUUUAAUUUGUUUCUGAA
Molecule: messenger RNA, 1102 nt
Organism: Populus trichocarpa (black cottonwood)
Lineage: Eukaryota; Viridiplantae; Streptophyta; Magnoliopsida; Malpighiales; Salicaceae
Product: stromal cell-derived factor 2-like protein
Exons: 6
Coding region: 239-889 (216 amino acids)
Source: RefSeq, a predicted model, not a curated record